AUGCCGCUAGCUCCCACUACCAAGGCUGGCCGCCUCGAAUGCCCUCACCACGGACGAGGGAGACUAGCCACCCGCGAAGAAGACACAUACGUUGAGACCUGGGGAUGCUGCACAUGCUAUGUCCUAUGCACCGGUCCAGCUCAUGAUGGUACCGACUGGCUCUUUUGGGUGGACCCUUUUACCGGUCUCGGCAAAUGCGAUGACGAGGCUUGCGACCACGGAUAUGGCGAGAACACCGAAGUCAUCAUCGAUGCGACUGGAAUGGCAUACCACAUGUCUGGCGAGCCCCUUGUCGCACGAGACGCAAAAGUAGGCCCCUACCACGUCAACGUAAAGGGCAAACACAAAAUCCUCACCCGUCGUCGGCACUAA
Molecule: messenger RNA, 372 nt
Organism: Rhizoctonia solani
Lineage: Eukaryota; Fungi; Basidiomycota; Agaricomycetes; Cantharellales; Ceratobasidiaceae
Exons: 3
Coding region: 1-372 (123 amino acids)
Source: RefSeq, a predicted model, not a curated record